AUGAUUAAGAAAUUUUUUAAACGAAUCAUAAAAGAUAUUGUUGAUAAGCCUAGUCCGAAUUUUAUUACAACGUCUAUUGCGCUAGUUGUUUUAAUAGUUUUAGUUGGAUUUAUUAUAGUAUUUGGUGUCGGACACUUAAAGCUAAUUUUUCCAGUUGGAAGUCCACUGAUAAUGGGCAUACCAUUAGCAGUGACUUUCAUAAUAUUGUAUUCAAUUACAUUAAUACUCAGUGGUGUCUUCAAUUGGUGGAUGAGUUAUUACGUAUCAAUCGAAAACAGAUAUAACAAUGAUCUAACUUAUCUUGUAAUAGCUGGUAGCAAAGAUAAUGGAUUUAGGCCCGCAUAUGUCCGUGCUAAAAUAGAUAUUCCAAUUCUAUUAAAAAUUAUUGGUGUUAUAGCUGCUUUAACCGGAAUUCUCAACAUAUUUAUUGGAUCCUCAUUAGUUCCCAUUACAGUGCCAUUUUCGCUAUCAGUUUAUGAUGAUACAUUUAUUGCAGAUCCUUUAGUUUUAUGUGUUACCAAAAAUAUUAGCGAUAACGAUGAACCAUGCCAAAAUUUAUUUCAAAAUAGGUUUAAUUUUCGGUGGUUUCGGGAAGCUUCUGAUGUAAUGAUAAAUGGAUAUUCUAACAAUCUGUCUAAAAGUUGGGGUGGUAAAAGGGGUGUGGUAAAGGAUGAGAGAAUACUUAUGUUAGCAGCAGUGAAUAACGAUUCUAAUUCAAUCUAUCGAUUUGUUAAAGCUGCAGAUGAAAAUUAUAGUAUUCCAAUUUUUAGUAUGAUUACUCUAUGUAAUGGUUCUGUAUUACUUGAUGAAAGUAAUUAUGAAUAUCUAAACUAUACUAGAUCAUUAAUAAAUUUAACAGAAGCAGCAGCAAAUGAGACCUUAAUAAAUGCUAUGAAAGGGGAAUCAGAUAAAUCAAAGUUAGACGGCCGAUGGAUAGCAGAAGUCACCAAACUUGAACUGGAAGAUCAUCACAAGGAGUCAACAAAACUUACUUUAAAUUUUGUGCAAAUAUUACCUCUUGAUUCAUUAUGCCUCGGAAGCGUUACAGUGGUGAACCCUUAUUAUAAGUUAUGUCGUCCAAUAAUAGAUCGAUCAUUUGUUUGCUAUAUGAACACUCGUGUUGAAAAGGUAAAUCAUGUAAAAGCUGCAUGUGAUAACGAUAAUCUCUGUGAUUCAGGUGGAUAUUCGGGAGAUUCUGGAUUAAUUUAUUCAAGUCCAAGACCAGUAUAUAACAAGGAAAUACAUGAUAGUCUUGCAAUAUAUAAUGGUCACAUGUUGAUACCUCAAUGUAAAGAUAGUUCAAAUGAUGGUUGUUUAGAUCCUCAUGUAAACAAUUUGACUCAGGUACGAGAUCAAUUUAUUAAAUUAUUACGUGGAAUUAUUGCAUCUGGAGUCAUAGCCAGGCAAAAAUUGUUAGCAGAUAUGGAGUUGGGUGAGAAAAUGACUGUUGAAACCGUAAUAAGAUUAACAACCGGCGUAAUUUUAGAGGGGUAA
This is a messenger RNA of Cetraspora pellucida, 1494 nucleotides long. The record is from the annotation of a GenBank genome assembly. NCBI's taxonomy places the organism in Eukaryota, Fungi, Glomeromycota, Glomeromycetes, Diversisporales, Gigasporaceae.